UUAUACAUAUAUUUGUUUUGCAUUUGUAACUUCAUCUGUUCUUUUAAAUUAAUUUUUCUUUUCUUAGCUAUCUCAAUUUCAAUCAAAAAUUAUUUUUUAAUUAUUGAGAUGCUUCACAAUUUUUUGACAAAAAUAGUAUGCCGAAACUUUUCUAUUUCUUCACCGCUCCAGAAAUCUGUUUAUUUGAGGAAUAUUCCAAAAAAUCUCAACAUGAAGGACUUAAUAUCUUUUUUCUCUGGUUAUGGCGAGAUAAGCAAUAUCAGGAUUGCACAAAAUAAUUAUGCUUUCGUUGACUUUUCGAAUGAUGAUGAUGCAGAUAAGGCAGUGAAGGAGUUGAUGUUUAGGGAAAUUAAAGGAUCCCCCAUUUGGCUUGAAAUGGCUAAACCACAAAAGGAUGGGCUUGUUGAUUGGGAUGCAUAUAAAAAAAUGUUUAAGCAGUAUUCGCCAGAGAAGUUUGUUAAGACAUCGGAUCGUCUCUUUAAGAAAGGCGACUGGAUUCAAGCGGCAGAAAAUUCUUACCUAGCAGCCGUUUAUUGUAUAAAGUUUUUGGCUCUUGAUCAGCAAAUACAUUUGACAUCACAUGAUGAAAUUCGAAAAUUUUGUGAUUUUCUUGUGUUCAACGAAACGUUUCGCUGUGUCGACAAUGGACUUACCUCAAUUAUUUUGGGUCAUGGUUAUAGUUCAGGAGAAGAGCUUCAUCGUUUUAGUCUUGGCAAGACUUGUGAUAGUAUUGAACAAAUUGGGAUUUAUAUGAAGAAAGUUAAAAAAAUGGUCAAAGCAUUUCGGACAAUCAAACCGGAAACUGUUAAAGAAGCAUUGAAGGAUUCAAAAAUGUGGGAAAGAUACCGAGAGAAGCCAGGCGAAACUUCAUUGUCGGAGGAUCGAUCAGAACUUGAAAAUGAUGAUGGAGUGUCAUUUAGUACUGAAGUUGUUGAUCAGGAAAUGGAAUCGACAAACCUGUCUACUGAACCAAUUCAUCUUAAACAGAUGCAAUCGAAAUGAGGAGAGAAUUUUAAGAAAAUAUUCUUAAAUUAUGUUUUCAAAUAGUAUAUUUUCUACAUAAAAUCAAUAAAUCAUUGUUACAAAAACCUUUCAUUCCAAAAGUUUUAGUAUAAUAAAUCUUUGUACAAAAACUUGUUCAGUUAUUUUAUAGGUACUAUCGCAUUAGCUGCCACCAUUUUUUAUUUUUCAUCUCCUUUAUAUUUUCAAAUUAUUUGAUCCUUAGUAUGUUCCUUAAACCCAUGUUUACACAUUUUGG
Molecule: messenger RNA, 1258 nt
Organism: Meloidogyne enterolobii
Lineage: Eukaryota; Metazoa; Nematoda; Chromadorea; Rhabditida; Meloidogynidae
Source: the annotation of a GenBank genome assembly